Messenger RNA from Aphidius gifuensis, 1572 nucleotides. RefSeq lists its product as uncharacterized. The record is from RefSeq and is a predicted model, not a curated record. The transcript is spliced from 2 exons. NCBI's taxonomy places the organism in Eukaryota, Metazoa, Arthropoda, Insecta, Hymenoptera, Braconidae. The coding region runs from base 187 to 732 and encodes 181 amino acids.
AGCCUUGUAGAAGACGUCAAUGAUAACCAGCUACCGACAAACAAGGUAUUGGUGACAUUGAUGGAGUCAUGUUGACGUGAAUUGUUUUGUUGUGAAUUAUUUUCUUUUUUUUCUAUGAUUUAAAUAUUUACUGUAUAUAAAUUCUGAUAUUAUUUUAUUAUAACUUAUUAUAUUACACUAUUUAUUAUGGAUGAAGAGAUAAAAGACUUGCCACCAAGUAAAAAACGCAAGAUAUCAAGUUCUUCAACAAAUGAAUCCAAGAAAAAAUUUGUCGAGGGAUGGUUUAAAAAUCCUUUAUUUAAGAACUGGAUAGAAAAAGUUAAUCAUGAUAUCCAUAAAGUAAGGUGUAACAAAUGCAAACAAAAUAUGACUGCUGAUAUUUCAGUAUUGAAAAAACAUAUUGAAUCAACUCAACAUAAAAAAAACACGAUAGUUGAUAAAUCAACAUCAAAAAUUACUCAAUUUAUAAAGAGUACAGAUGAAGAUGUAAAAGUAAAAAAAUUAAAUGAAUCAGUUAAAAGUGCAGAGAUAAUGUUGGCUGCUUUUUUUGCUGAGCAUACAAUACCAUUUCGUGGAUUUGAUCACUUAGUUCCUGUACUCAAGAAAAUGUUUCCUGACUCAGAAAUAGCUAAACAGCUUUCUAUUGAAAGAACUAAAGGAACAGAAAUAAUAAAAAAUGUGAUUGGAGAGACAGAAAAAAACGAACUAACACAGAUAAUGAAUAAAAAAUGACUUAGCAUAUUAACUGAUGAAGCUACUGACAUUUCAACAACAAAAAAACAAUAAUAAAAAAGAGGAAGGAAAGGAAAAAAUUUCAGUUACCGACGUAAAUCCAUAAUGGCGUCCGAUAUCCCAUAAUUUGUUUAUUUGUCGCAUGGAGGUGUAUACACCUCCAUGAUUUGUCGCUGGGGAUCCCAUAACGGGUUGGCAUUUUGGCAACGCUCUGGAGGUCUAACACGUCUCGACCCUCUGUAAACCUUCAUCGCCAAUACGUAUAAAAUUUAUUUCUUUCUGAUUUGUUGUCUUAUCAUCAAUAUUAUUUCAUUAUUAUGUAUUUUUUUAUGCUAAAAAAAUGUAAAUUGACAAUAAAUAUAAUCACUCCAAAAUAAUUGAGUCAGAUCAUUCAACAAGUGGUUGUAAAUAAACAAAUUAUUUGAUCUUUCUCAAUCUUGUAUAUAACUUACAACAAUUUAUUAAUAUGAUUAUAAAAUUCAGCUCGUAAGAAUGUGAUAACACUAUUUUUAAUAACAAAUAGGAGCAAAAUUAUUUUUUUUCUAUGAUAAAUAUAAAUGACAAAAAAUUAAGAAAUUGAGUAAGUAAAUCUUAGUUAUAAAAAAUUGAUGUCCCUGAAAACAGCCAAUUUUUGCUUGUUGUUGUUGUUAAUAAUCGUGGAUCGAUUACUUGGAGUUAGUGUAUCUGGUAACUGCCUUGGUGCCUUUACUGACGGCAUGCUUGGCAAGUUCACCAGGAAGAAGAAGAAAUUAAUAGCUUAUACAUCUAUCUCAGUAUAUUUUUUGAAAUUUUUUUAUUUAAAAAAUUCUAUUCAGACAGUGAAUAAUAAGAAAAAAAAAA